Molecule: messenger RNA, 2236 nt
Organism: Myripristis murdjan (pinecone soldierfish)
Lineage: Eukaryota; Metazoa; Chordata; Actinopteri; Holocentriformes; Holocentridae
Gene: rsph4a
Product: radial spoke head component 4A
Exons: 7
Coding region: 151-1731 (526 amino acids)
Biological process (GO): cilium assembly; axoneme assembly; cilium movement involved in cell motility
Cellular component (GO): axoneme; radial spoke
Source: RefSeq, a predicted model, not a curated record
UUCACUCGAUGCUAACACUGACGGUAUUAACUCAAACCAGCAUCCUAACGUUUUAAUCUAUCUGAACUUGUGUUUGUGUCUCCGGUAGUCGCCUUUUAGCCUCUUUCCCCUCUCGGACUGGCUGGAUAAAAUAGACCGAAGCGAGGCGCGAUGGAGGCGCGGGGUGGAAAGCAGGACAUGGAGCAGCAGAAGCUGCACACAGCGGCCUGCCUUAAAGCUUUCAUGCUGACAAACAGCACAAAAACCAACCUGAACCUCUAUGACCAUCUGACACGAUUACUGAUGCGGCUGAUGGAUGAGCGCCCACCGGAUGCGGUGGAUGUGAUCGAGGACAUGAGUCGGGAUGUGAAGCGGGCUCUGUUUGUGGAGCGGCAGAGCACCCUGCGAGCCGCGCCGCACACCGCCGCCACCCAGCGCCUGGCGGAGCGGCAGCGGCUGCUCUUCACCCGGGGAGAGGAGGGCGACCAAGAGGACGAGCUGAUUGAAACAGCUCUGCCUAAUGUAAGUGAGGUAGGCUUCUACCUGGAGCAGGCCGGGGUGGGCUUGGGCAGAGAGGAGAUGCAGAGGAUCUUCCUUGCACUGAAGCAGCUCGUUGAGUCUCAGCCACUGCAGCAUUGCCGACUAUGGGGCAAGAUUCUAGGAAUAGAAAGCAAUUAUGUUAUUGCUGAGGCCGAGUACAGGGAAGGGGAAGAGGAGGAAGAACAGAGUACAGAAGAAACAGCUGAGGAGGAGAGAGAGGCAGAGACCCGGGAUGACGAGGAGGAGAGUGAAGCAAAGGAAGUGAGCAAUCCACUUCCACAGUCAACCUAUAAACCCCCACCUGUGGUGCCAAAGGAGGCCAACCGAACCGGCGUCAAUAAGUUUGUUUACUAUGUCUGCAAAGAGCCUGGUCUUCCCUGGGUCAAACUUCCUUCAGUCACUCCUGCGCAGAUCACCGCCGCUCGCCAGAUCCGCAAAUUCUUCACAGGACGACUGGAUGCCCCAAUCGCCAGCUAUCCUCCUUUCCCCGGCAAUGAAGCCAACUAUCUCAGAGCGCAGAUUGCCCGUAUUUCUGCUGGCACGCAUGUCAGCCCCCAGGGGUUCUACCAAUUUGGAGAGGAGGAAGGCGAUGAAGAGGAGGCGAUACCCCGUGACAGCUAUGAAGUGAAUCCUGACUUUGAGGGCAUUCCGGUCCCCGAAAUGGUGGAGUCUUUGUCCACCUGGGUGCAUCAUGUUCAGCACAUCCUGCAGCAGGGCCGCUGUACUUGGGUUAACCUAGCUGCCAAACCAGAAGAGGAGUCUUAUGAGGAAGGAGAUGCAGAGGAAAAGGAGGAGGAGCCCGAUGAGCCCGAGCCAGAAGUGGGACCCUCACUCCUCACUCCCCUCUCUGAAGAUGCAGAACUGUUCCAUACCCCUCCCUGGAGCACCAGGAUAUCCUCCACGCUCACCUCUCAGUAUGCUGUUGCUGUUCUCCGCUCAAACCUCUGGCCCGGGGCACAUGCAUACGUUUGCGGAAAGAAGUUCGAGAACAUAUACAUCGGGUGGGGGCUGAAGUUUGCAGGGGACAGUUACAACCCGUCUGUCCCACCAGUGCCCCAGAAAGAAUACCCUAGUGGUCCAGAGAUAACGGAGGCCCUGGACCCGACGCUGGAGGAGGAGGAGAUGCUGAAUGCAGCCUUAGAGGAGCAGCAAGCUGCCCAAGAGGAGUUGGAUGACAUGGAUGAGGAAGAGGAGGAGGGGGAUGAUGAUUGAGUUAAAAAAAAAUCCAUACAAGAGAAUUUAAAUAUUUGCAAGUAUCUUCUUUGUUCACUGAAGUAUUUAUUUGUAAGAGAAGACCAAAUAAACCCAUUUACUCAGCAAUGCGAUCUGUCAUUAUGAGAUUAAGUAAUGUUGCUAAAUAUUUGCAGAGGGCAGGUGUUGUAAACAUGGGGGAAGGCAUUUUGGUUGCAGUGAUGAAGGGCUUGCAUUCUUUAAAUAUUUAAGACUUACUGUAUAUGCAUGUGAAAUAAAAGCCAAGAGGGACAAGUAGUAAUCAAAGGAUCAGUCUGAAAGUCACUUUUAUCCUGUCAGUUGCCUCAAAUAAAGUAGAGCUAUAGCUUGUAUGCAUUCAUACUAGAUCCUUGAAAUACAACACUUCUUUUGUUAUGAAGUGAUUGGAAAGUCUUUGAGACUCCAGCCGGGAACCACAAAUUAGGCCAACUGGUCUUUAUUUGGAAGCCUUUAUGAGCAAACUUAGUAACAUUAAGCAAAUCACUGA